Molecule: messenger RNA, 2204 nt
Organism: Tympanuchus pallidicinctus (lesser prairie-chicken)
Lineage: Eukaryota; Metazoa; Chordata; Aves; Galliformes; Phasianidae
Gene: TMEM185A
Product: transmembrane protein 185A
Exons: 7
Coding region: 430-1521 (363 amino acids)
Source: RefSeq, a predicted model, not a curated record
UCGCGGGCGGCGUUCCUUUGUUUUGGUCCUUUGAAUGCGGGGCUUCCGCUGCCUUGCCGAGCAGGCUGGGAAGAUGAGCUCGGUCUCAGUGACGCUAACGUUACGAAGGAUUGGCAAACGAGGAAGCCCUUAAGGUGUGCGCGGGGCGGCAGGCUGGCCGCGUUCCGGGCUCGCGGAGCGGUGCCGAAGGGCGGUGCUCGGUCAGCUCCGUGCACCAGAGGAAGAGCGACGGACGUUUCAGGAAAUGCGUUGUUGCGGCGAUGUUCGACACCCACUCGAAAGUAAUGGAAAAGCAGGGAAAUGCGUUCCGGAACUAUAUGGGGUUUUGUUGUUGCCGAGUGCUGCUCGUUGUCUUUAAGGGACAUCUGAGAUCCUUGAUCUGAAUAGAAGCAAGGCAGCCUGACUUGUUGCGUUCUCGAUGGCUGUGCGAUGAGGGUGAAAGCGGGCAGUGCGAGUUACGGCGCUGGGAUGAAGGCAGUGCUCCUGCUGGGCUGUUCUGCUCCUCACAAAUUUCUCAUUUACGCCUGCCUGCUGCUUUUCUCUGUGUUGCUAUCCCUACGUCUGGAUGACAAAAUUCAGUGGAGUUACUGGGCUGUGUUUGCACCAAUAUGGCUGUGGAAGUUGAUGGUGAUUGUUGGCGCCUCAGUGGGAACGGGAGUGUGGGCCCGAAACCCGCAGUAUCGAGCAGAAGGAGAAACGUGUGUGGAGUUCAAAGCGAUGUUAAUUGCAGUGGGCAUCCACCUGCUGCUGUUGAUGUUCGAAGUCCUGGUGUGUGACAGAAUCGAAAGAGGAACUCAUUUUUGGCUUCUGGUCUUCAUGCCGUUGUUCUUUGUAUCUCCUGUGUCAGUUGCAGCCUGCGUAUGGGGAUUCCGACAUGACAGGUCCCUGGAGCUGGAGAUCUUGUGUUCAGUUAAUAUUCUGCAAUUCAUAUUUAUUGCCCUCAGACUCGAUGAGAUCAUCAGAUGGCCGUGGCUUGUUGUCUGCGUUCCGUUGUGGAUCUUGAUGUCCUUUCUCUGCCUGGUGGUGCUCUAUUACAUCGUUUGGUCUGUUCUGUUCUUGCGUUCAAUGGAUGUGAUUGCUGAGCAGAGGAGGACGCACAUCACAAUGGCUGUCAGCUGGAUGACAAUUGUGGUUCCUCUGCUCACCUUUGAGAUUUUACUAGUACACAGACUAGAUGGGCACAAUUCUUUCUCUUUUAUACCCAUAUUUGUUCCUCUGUGGCUUUCACUGAUAACUUUAAUGGCAACAACAUUUGGGCAAAAAGGAGGAAAUCACUGGUGGUUUGGAAUUCGCAAAGACUUCUGCCAGUUCCUGCUUGAGAUUUUCCCAUUCCUACGUGAAUAUGGAAAUAUCUCCUAUGAUCUUCAUCACGAAGAUAACGAGGAAGCAGAAGAAACCCCAGUUCCUGAGCCACCAAAAAUUGCACCGAUGUUUCGAAAAAAGACUGGAGUGGUCAUUACACAGAGUCCUGGGAAAUAUGUGAUUCCACCUCCCAAAUUAAAUAUCGAUAUGCCAGAUUAAGAUGACAACAGCCUGUUAAAACUGGAACUGGGAAUCAACAGACAAAUGCAGUUCAUCUCAUGCCUCGUCCCAAUUAAUUUAAAAUAGCUUUUGCUUGAUUCAGUGGCGCGGAUCACAAAAAUGGGAGAUCUUGAAGAUUGAGAGUUUUUCCACAGAGAUUUUGUGAACCUCUCUAAUGGUUCACUUGGCACACAUGCCUGUAUAGUAUUUAUAUGAACAUUUUAGCAGUGUAAUAUAUUGUUUAAAAGUCUCGUCCUGUACAGUAUAAGUAUUAUCUAAAAGUAUUUUUUUAAAAAGCCUGUAUGAAAUGCCUGUUCUAUUCCAAGUGUCUUUCGGGUUAUAAAUAUACGCUCAUUUUCCAUGUCUGUGCUGAGUAGUUGUGGAUGUCUUGAUAUAGUACCUCUUUUCUCUUUUUUGCUCAGCCACAAUCAUUAGUUUAAUUUUGAAAGCACUGGUGUGUUGUGCUUCUGAGGAAGGACUGGAAAGAUUCUGGGGAGGAAAUUGAAUGUAUAGCAGCUUACUUGAUGCUUUUGAGUUAGCUAUGUAGAUUGGUACGUAUUUCAGUUUUUGCAGUGGCUUGGGAGUGAAGUUGCUUUUCCAGGUUCACUUUCUAACUCCUCCUGAGCAUUAUGUAUGCCACCCUGUCAUUAGUUUGGCUGUUUAAUAAACUGUUGCCUCUUGCA